Messenger RNA from Balaenoptera acutorostrata (minke whale), 383 nucleotides. Its product is annotated as histone H2B type 1-C/E/F/G/I-like. The record is from RefSeq and is a predicted model, not a curated record. Gene Ontology annotation, cellular component: nucleosome. The transcript has a single exon. NCBI's taxonomy places the organism in Eukaryota, Metazoa, Chordata, Mammalia, Artiodactyla, Balaenopteridae. The coding region runs from base 3 to 383 and encodes 126 amino acids. Gene Ontology annotation, molecular function: protein heterodimerization activity; DNA binding; structural constituent of chromatin.
CGAUGCCUGAGCCAGCUAAGUCCGCUUCUGCUCCGAAGAAGGGCUCUAAAAAGGCGGUGGCCAAGGCUCAGAAAAAGGACGGCAAGAAGCGCAAGCGCAGUCGCAAGGAGAGCUAUUCCGUAUAUGUGUAUAAGGUGUUGAAGCAGGUUCACCCGGAUACCGGUAUUUCUUCCAAGGCCAUGGGUAUCAUGAAUUCAUUUGUCAACGACAUCUUCGAGCGCAUCGCGGGCGAGGCGUCGCGUUUGGCGCAUUACAACAAACGCUCGACCAUCACGUCCAGGGAGAUCCAGACGGCCGUGCGCCUGUUGUUGCCCGGGGAGUUGGCCAAGCAUGCCGUGUCCGAGGGCACCAAGGCUGUUACCAAGUACACCAGCUCCAAAUAA